Messenger RNA from Cebus imitator (Panamanian white-faced capuchin), 1809 nucleotides. Its product is annotated as 40S ribosomal protein S15a-like. Gene Ontology annotation, biological process: translation. Bases 1244 to 1741 code for a protein of 165 amino acids. Gene Ontology annotation, molecular function: structural constituent of ribosome. The transcript has a single exon. NCBI's taxonomy places the organism in Eukaryota, Metazoa, Chordata, Mammalia, Primates, Cebidae. The record is from RefSeq and is a predicted model, not a curated record. Gene Ontology annotation, cellular component: cytosolic small ribosomal subunit; ribosome.
UUUUCCGCGCGCUCGCGCGCUUUGCGUAAUACUCAAUGAAUGCUCAGCCCACGUCCCGCGCUGGAACUGUUCCUGGAUUAAAAAACCGCCCUGGUUCUCCUGAGGACCGCUUCCGGUUGGGAGGCCUGUCACGUGGGGCCUGUCACGUGAGCCUCGCCGGGGCAUGGGGGGCAGCGGGAAGCCCCACAGUUUGAGUAUUAAUUAUGUAACUGUCCAAACCCGUGAGUCCGGACUCAGACAGGGCCUCGCUCCUAGCUGCGAAGCCUGUCAGUCAGCGUCCUGCUCAUUAAUGAUUGUCUAAUACAAAGCCUGCCGUACCUACCUCAUGGGGUAAUUGUGAGGGCAACAUAAGGUCCUGUCAUUAGGAAAGAGACUCAGUUUCCAGCAGCAUUUCGAUCGGCCUUUCGAUCGGCCUUCUUCCUAAGAGGUCCACAUUUUAAUUGGUUUCUCAAAUGGUUUGGGUUUCCCUUAUUCCAUACUAAACAGACGCCUUCGCUUUGAUUUACUUAUUUCGGUGAUCAGUCAUGAAGUCCAGACUUCUUGUUCCCCUCAGUUUGUUUGUUCUCAGGUCUUAAGAUUUGUACGCCAAUAGUUUCCUGCAAAGUGUAAAGUGAGGAUGGCAAUACUAGUACUAUUUAAUACAGUUUGGGAAUGGUAAAUGAGAGUGUGGAUUAAAUGUAGUCAGAUAUUUGUGUGUCACCUACUAGAUGCUGGAGAAGUGAACAAAAGUCUUCACUGUCACCGAGCUUAUAUUCUAGUGGGGGAAAGAAACCAAUUAGUAUAUAGUACAAUGGCAGCUUGUUACAUGUCCCGUAGACUAAACAGUAAAGCAGGGUAAGGAGAGGAAGAAGGAAUAAGGUAGGGUGCUGAUUUAUAUAGGGUGGUCAGGAGGGGCUCUGAGAGGAUGACACUGAACAAAGGCCUAAAAUUAAGUGAGGACCUGAACUCUGAUUACUUGGGAGGAAAUGACCUUCUGAUGUAUGGAACAACUGCAGAGGCCCCAGGCAGGAACAAUCUUGGCAUGCUUUAGGAAGAGCAAGGAGUUUGCAGCACAGGGAGAGCGGGAAAGUGGUAGGAAAUAAGGUCAGAGAGGUAGGUAGAGCUUUAUCCUAGUGCCAUGGAAGCCGUAGUAUAUGCUUCCAAUUUUUGAUUGUAUUCUAGGCAUGAAGGAAAGCCAUUAGAAGUUGAGUGUAGAAUAGUUUUACAUUUACAUUUAAAGCAAUAUUCCAGCUGUUGUGUAUGUAUGAUUAUUUUCUCCUCUUGCUUCGUUCUUUGCAGUCUAGAUACUUUGCGGAGUAAAUUGAAAUCUUCAGCUACGCUGUUUCCGCCAUCUUUCCGUGCUGUGGUAAUGGUGCGCAUAAAUAGCCUGGCUGAUGCUCUCAAGAGCAUCAACAAUGCCGAAAAGAGAGGUAAACGCCAGGUGCUUAUUAGGCCGUGCUCCAAAGUCAUCGUCCGGUUUCUCACUGUGAUGAUGAAGCAUGGUUACAUUGGCGAAUUUGAAAUCAUUGACGAUCACAGAGCUGGGAAAAUUGUUGUGAACCUCACAGGCAGGCUAAACAAGUGUGGCGUGAUCAGCCCCAGAUUUGAUGUGCAACUCAAAGGUCUAGAAAAAUGGCAGAAUAAUCUGCUUCCAUCCUGCCAGUUUGCUUUCAUUGUACUGAGAACCUCAGCUGGCAUCAUGGACCAUGAAGAAGCGAGACGAAAACACACAGAAGGGAAAAUCCUGGAAUUCUUUUUCUAGGGAUGUAAUACAUAUAUUUACAAAUAAAAUGCCUCAUGGACAAAAAAAAAAAAACAAACAAAAACAAA